This is a messenger RNA of Glycine soja, 1133 nucleotides long. Its product is annotated as eugenol synthase 1-like. Lineage: Eukaryota; Viridiplantae; Streptophyta; Magnoliopsida; Fabales; Fabaceae. The record is from RefSeq and is a predicted model, not a curated record. Gene Ontology annotation, molecular function: oxidoreductase activity. The transcript has 5 exons. Bases 11 to 979 code for a protein of 322 amino acids.
CAAAUGCUUCAUGUUAAGCAUUUGCAACCUAGCAAUGGAGGGGAUUAGGAAGAGUAGGAUUCUUAUAUUUGGAGGAACUGGUUACAUAGGGAAGUAUAUGGUGAAGGCAAGCGUCACGUUAGGCCAUCCAACUUUUGUCUACACUCGCCCUCUUGAUGCACAAACUCCUUCCUCUAAGGCACAGCUUUGCAAGGAGUUCAACUCUAUGGGGGUCACACUUGUCCAUGGAGAACUUGAGCAUGACCAGAUUCUGGCAGUGAUUAAACAAGUAGACAUUGUGAUAUGUUCUCUUCCAUACCCUCAAGUGAUGGAGCAACUCAAAAUUAUAGAUGCUAUCAAAGUUGCUGGUAAUAUAAAGAGAUUCCUUCCAUCAGAUUUUGGGGUGGAAGAAGAUAGAGUAAACCCUCUUCCUCCGUUCCAAGCUUUCCUCGAUAAGAAAAGAAAAAUUAGAAGGGAAAUUGAAGCAGCUGGGAUCCCUUAUACCUUUGUCUCUGCAAACUGUUUUGGUGCUUACUUUGUCAAUUAUUUGCUUCGUCCUUACGAAAUUACUGUCUAUGGCAACGGUGAUACAAAAGCUGUGCUAAACUAUGAAGAAGAUAUCGCCAUGUACACUAUUAAAGUAGCGAAUGAUCCAAGAACAUACAAUCGUGUUGUUAUCUACCGACCCUCGAAGAAUAUCAUAUCACAAAAUGAGUUGAUAGCAUUGUGGGAGCAAAAAAGUGGUCAAAAUUUUCGCAAGGAUUUUGUUGCUGAGGAAGAGAUUGUCAACCUAUCACAGACCUUACCCCCUCCACACAAUAUUCCCGUUUCUAUCCUUCAUAGUGUAUUUGUUAGAGGGGACCUCGUGAGGUUCGAGAUAGGAGAAGAUGACCUUGAAGCUUCACAGCUAUAUCCUGAUUAUAACUACACAUCCAUUGAUGAACUUCUUGAUAUAUUUCUUGUUGAUCCUCCAGCCCCUGCCUCUGCUGCUUUUGAGUGAAGACAUUUUACCCUGCACUUGUUGGUUAUAAAUUGUAAUAAAGUAGGUGAUCCUCCCGAUUACCGUUGAAUAACAUGAAAAGGCAUAAAUGUUUGGGAUACAUGAUUAAUAGACUUAAAUAUGAUUUUAUCCCUAAUAAAUAUUUGAUUUUAUA